AUAACGCACAUCCCCGACCCCCAUAAGGCAGAACUCAUCUUUACAGCGGACCAUCCUAACUAGGGUUGGGUACCAAAACUCGGUGCCAAUAGGGAACCGGUUCCGACGUAAACGGUAGUAACUAGAUCGAAUAAGAACAAACAUUUUGGUGCCUGAUUUCGGUGCCUGACUUUUUUUUUACCGCCCCCUGGUGUUCCGGCGUCAACUUAACUCGGCACACUUGUUGAACUGAUAGCGAGAGGAUUAAUGAAGAUGCCGAAGGCUAAACGCUCCAAGGUUUGGCUGCAUUUCAUGAGUAAGGAUGCAGACUCUGCAAAUGCAACAAAUGCCUUAAAGUAAUAUCAUGCAAGGUCGAACAAUGCAUCGUGUUUGACAACCUACGAGACGCAGAGCCAAGCACGUCAACAGCAGCAGCUAGUGUUGGCCUCGCCGCCAGACAAAUUGAAGAGAGUCCCAGCCCUGCCAGUGUGGUGGUGGACAUCACAGAUGAUGAUAACCGCAGCCGUUCUUCUUCGGGUAAGUCUAGUGAUUUAAUGCCAAUCGCAAAUCUUGCAUAUCAAGUAGGCUAGCAAACACCGUUGCCAUUCAAUAGCGUGUGUAACAACGUGUGCAAAAUGUUUUAACAAAGUUCCAACACUUCUUUAUAUGAGGCUAUACUGUGUGUGUUAAAUAAACAAAAUGUUGAUCUUAAGUGUUUUACAUCAGUAUUAAACGGCGCAACUUUUCAUUUAAUCAGAAACAUAGGUUGGUUGGUAAGGUAUACCUGUGUUUUGAGGCUGUAUCGAGAGGGUGGGGGGACAAUUGUUUUUCGAGGCUACAGCCUACUCAAUCCGAGGCAACUCCUAUUUAUCGAGAGGGGGAAGUGGGGGAGAAUUGUUAUGAGCUGUUGAGCAGAAUAGGCUACUAGUAGUAGUAACCUGAAGAGUUAGGUGUAUGUUAUAAACAAUUUUGAUAGUAAUAUUUUUAUUUCUGGCUUUCAAGUUACAACAGUGACUCCUUUCACCAUGGCUUAGAAGGCUGCACUAUCCAAAGAGAAGGUGCAGGAAAUCCACAGGGCAGUCACCAAAUUUGUGGUGAUGGGGCUUCAUCCAUUUUCCACUGUGGAAUCGCCAUCUUUCAGGGAGAUGAGCACUGCCCUCAAUCAUAGAUACCAACCACCAUCCAGGGAUGACAUAUCCAACAUGUACAUACCCGCGUGGUAUUCUGUUAUAAAACAAAAUGGCAUCCAGGAGCUGGUGCAGGUCAGCAAAAUUGCAAUUACUUGCGAUGGAUGGACCAGUGUGGCACAGGACCACUAUCUAACAGUGACUGUCCAUUAAAUUUACAAAGGCAGCAUCCAGCAGAAAGUGCUGAGCACUGAAGCAGUUUAUGAGUCCCAGACAGGGCCAGUGGUGGCACAGAAAAUCCACAGCAUUCUUGAGGAGUUCAAGUUGACUGGAAAAGUCAUAGCUGCCACAGUAGACAACGCAUACAACAUGGAUGUUGCCCUGAGAAACUAGACAUUUUUAAAAGUUUGGUGCUUUGCCCACACACUCAACCUGGCAGCACAUAAGGUGUUCAGCAUCCAAGCUGUGACUAGGUGGUGUGCAAAGAUUUGCGCAGUGGUGGUGUGGCUGAAGCGCUCUACCAUGAGCAAAACUGUCUUGAGAGAGAAGCAGCGACUCCUCAAUUUGCCAGAGCACAAUGUUAUCCUGGAUGUGAGGACUCGCUGGAAUUCUCUAUACCUCAUGGUGGAGAGGUUUGUGGAGCAGUUCCCUGCAAUCCAGGCAGCUUGCCUCGAUCAAAGGCUAAGGCGGCCAAAGGAGAGGGACAGACUAGAAAGGCUUACAGAGAGUGAUUUUGAGAAGGCAGAGGAAUUCAUUAAAUGCAUUAAAGUCUUGUACACCUCAACCCUCUGCGUGUCAAGUGACAAGUCCCCCACAUGCAGCCAAAUCAUCCCGAUACUCACAAAGCUGGAGGCACACUAUUCAACCUCCGAUGAUGACAAUGUCUUUGUGGCUGCUAUAAAAGAGAAGGAUAAUCAUGACAUUCAGAACUUCCUUCAGGAGGCCACAUUAAUGGACCCUCGCUUUAAAGGCAGGCUGGAAGUUGGUGUUGCGGACGCUUGGGAUAGGCUUGAGAAAGCAGCGAUUGACAAUGCCACGGCAGCUCAGGACCCUCAUCAGACUGAGGCAGGUGAGGAGGUGGACCAAGCAGGCAGACGUAUGUCAGCCUUGGAGCAGUUGUUUGAGGAUGAAGACCGAGAACUUCUUCAUACAACUCAGACCACAAGCAGUGCCCUCUCCAUCACAGAGCAGGUCCAGAAAGAGAUAAAGAUCUACAAAGGCCUGCCAGCCAUCCCAUCUGGACAAGACCCUGUGGCCUGGUGGGGGGUAAGAGGGAUACCCUCCCUAAUUUGUCUGUCCUGUCAGAGGUGUACUUGUGUGUGCAGGCCUCAUCAACCCCCUCUGAGAGGGUUUUCUCCUGUGCUGGGCAUGCUAUCAGUCAGGAAAGAUGCCGUAUAUUGCCAGAGAAGGCCAAUAUGCUGAUAUUCCUGCAGAAGAAUUGUUAAACUAACACUGAUGUAAAGUGUCCUCACCAAGUUUCUUUAAAAGUGC
Messenger RNA from Esox lucius (northern pike), 2597 nucleotides. Its product is annotated as zinc finger BED domain-containing protein 4-like. The coding region runs from base 1629 to 2528 and encodes 299 amino acids. Lineage: Eukaryota; Metazoa; Chordata; Actinopteri; Esociformes; Esocidae. The record is from RefSeq and is a predicted model, not a curated record. The transcript has 7 exons.